GAAGAGAAAUUUCGUAAUUAACUAAACCUGACUCGGCAGUUUAUUUUAUCAGUGAUCAUUCAGCUUUUCAUAACAUUUUCGUAAAACCGUAAAAGUACUGCGCAACGUUAUGAUGUCAAUAUUGGGUUAACCGAUAAAAAUAUCAAUAUAAAUUAUAAUUCUGAAAAAUAGAAGAGUCGAGCAAUAAAAGUAAUUUCUCCCCACAUAGUUUCCUCAGGUAGUAACUUGUCAUUAAUCAGCCAAAUAGAACCAAUAUAAAUAAUAUUCCUUCAAAAAUACAGUUGGCACAAUUCCACUCAUCAUUUUAUCACUUGAUCCACGAGAUAACAAUUUAUAUUAACAGUUGAUCUGCAAUUUCGUCAGUUGGUAUUAACGAAUUGUUACAAAUUGAUUCAAAUUCUGUCAGAGAAUUUCUCUCCGCAGUAAAUAAAUUUUUUUUCUCGUUUUCGGGAAUGAAGAGGAUAUUCACUUUUGCAGGCGAAGAAGAGUAUAAUUCUUCUCAUGUUUGAUUAUGAUUAACCGUUUAUGAUAUGAUAAUGCAGACGGUGAUGAUGACAAUCUCUGAUAAAGGAUGGCGCAUCAGCAAAUAUUAAAUAAAUUUGGGAGCAUAUUAAAGACUGAUACGACGAUUCGUAUCAGUCAUUAAGAAGAUUUUUUUACUCCGUACAAAAUAACGGUUGAACCAUGAGGAUAGGUUCUUCAGCUGGGGACAAUCUGGAACAGAACGACGUCUUCAGGAAAAUUUUACACGAGGGAUUCCCAGACGAAAUAAUUGAAGAUGUCGUGCUAUUAAAUAAGGAACCAGUGACCAAAAAGGGAGAAAACUAUCUCAGUCUUUUAACCCGAUUAACAUUUAAAUAUGUCUGCAGUCCUUCCGGAGGUGAUCGCCACGAGAAAGUGCAGAAGAUUCUUAAUGUUAUCCUGAAAGAAGAGCCUGACAGUGACUCAGCAACUCUGGAGACCAUCCACAGAAUGGAUAUUUUCAACGUCGAGCAGCAAUUACUCCAGGAUAUCGUUCCCAAGGUCGAGGGCUUAAUUGACAGGAGACUAGCCGCCAAAGUCUAUCACUGUUCAACUGAACCGCGGAUUAUAGCCAUGGAGGAUCUAUCGAUUUUAGGGUUUAAAAAUACAAAUCGCAAAGUGGGAUUGAGUGAAGAUGAGGUCUACAUGAUUCUGGAGAACCUGGCGGAGUUCCAUGCAGGCACGAUUCGAUUAGCUGAACAGGACCCUGGGUGUCUCACCCGAUUUUCCAUUGGCUUGCUGAACAUGACACCGACGUUCUACAAAAUGAUAGAAGACACUAUGAGGAACGUGGCCCGUCAAAUUCGCACGUGGUCGGACCCGAAAUUCCUUCCACUCUCAGAAAAGCUGGAGAACAUGUCGGAAGUUGCUGUUGCAAGACUCAGGGAAGUGUAUAAGCUGACUGAUGAUGAAAUUGGUGUCCUGAAUCACGGAGAUUUGUGGUGUAACAAUAUCAUGUUCCAGUACGAUGACAACAGGAAACUUGAAAAUCUCCGAUUCGUUGAUUAUCAAUUUUCUAUCUGGUCGUCUCCUGCAAUCGACAUCACUUAUUUUCUUUCCUGUGCUCCUGAACUCAAAAUAAAAGGAACACAAGAUGAUUUAUUUUUGGAAAGAUAUUUGACUCGUUUAUCAAGCACCAUGAAGCGUAUAGGUUGUACAUCAGAACCUCCAACGAUGGAGCAGUUGAAAAAAUCUCUGCAUAAACGGCAGAUUCUAUCCCUGAUAACUGGAAUCGUCUUCUUUGCAAUAAUGAUUGCGGAUGACGGCGAUAUUACGGAUCUAGAGGAUAUAUUGCAUAAAGAAACACAUGACGCAGACACUCUGAAGAACCCGAGAGUUAAAGCUGCGGUGGAAAAGAUGCUGCCCAUAUGGAAUGACAGAGGUUAUUUGGACUGACAUUGAUUAGCAAACACUAAUAUAUUUUUUACUCGUUAACGAAUACAUAUUUGAUGAAACUUGUGUCUCUUGACCUGCACCUUUGCAAGUGAACCAUUUACUAACUAUCAAGAAAUAUUUGCUUCAUCAUAUUACUCUGCAAUUUGUUGGCAUUCAAAGAAUCUUGGUUGAAAUAAAUGAAUUAUUCAGCCAGUGCGUGAUGAACUCAUCCACUCGUUGGGUAAUUCAAAGCAGGUUAAAGAUUGUGGUGAAUUAGUAAAAUCAGUAAUGUGAAGGAGACAAUAAGUCAUCAUGAUAUCGUCAUUAAGAAUAUCCAAGUAGUUUGCGUAAUUUUCAGGAGGGAUUUUGCUCAGACUUUAUAAAAUAAACUAAAUUAAUUUUUACGCCCGAUGUCAUUGUUAAUUAUCGGAUGAUUUUGUAAUCCAACUGAGAAUGAUCCUCCAUCAAUCAGCUGAUUAUAAAACAUUUAUAAAAAAUGGGGCAGCAAUAAAAUUAUGAAGGAGAAUGGAGCGAUACAGAAAUUUUUCUUAUUGUUUAAUCUAUGAAUCACUUAAUACAACACUGCGUGAUGGUGCAUUCCAUCGAUGAAUUAAACAUCAAAUCAUCCACGGUCAUCAAGCCUGACCUUAUGCGCAUUGAGCACAGGGUAAGGCAAAGGACUGAUGCCCCAGUUAUUUUUCGGAUAAAAACGGAGAGAAAUUCUGAUGCGGUAUAUGCAAUACAAAUUACGUAUUUUACGGAAUCAGUAGGCGAAUUUGGCCGUCAAAUGUAUCACAAACAUUUGGCGGUCAUUCCGCUUUUAAUGGUGAUGAUCGGAAAUGAAGAGGAGGUUAACGGAAAUAAUAUGAUUUUAUUGUUUUUUAUGAUUAUAUUCUCAAUGAUAACCUUCUAACAGAACAAAUUCUAUCUGCAGUUUACGCAGUCCCAUGUAAUUUUCACGCAUAAAUAAGGCGUCUUCAAGGAAGACAUAUAUCGCGACCUCUUGUCGCAUUUUUCGCAUAAAAUUAUCGCACUGUAGACACUAGUCGUGUUGCGUGAGGCCUCCAGUUUUAGUGUCAUUUAUCACUGAAUAUGCCAUAACAAGAAACACAGACUUAAAUGAGAAAUACGCUUAUCAAUUGCGUGUACGAAUUAUAAUCAGUGACAAUUAUUCCUAGGUUCAUUGAUUAUUUUUAUUUACAUGUUUACACGAUGUAAUUGAGCGACAAGAUGUAUCUGCGGUUCGCGUAUUAAUUAGUAUCUGUAUCUGUUCGAAUGUGGGUAGAAGGGAAUGAAAUAAAGUCAUUAUAAUCAAUAAACAAUUCAUC
Diachasmimorpha longicaudata is the source of this 3224-nucleotide messenger RNA. RefSeq lists its product as uncharacterized. NCBI's taxonomy places the organism in Eukaryota, Metazoa, Arthropoda, Insecta, Hymenoptera, Braconidae. The record is from RefSeq and is a predicted model, not a curated record. The coding region runs from base 685 to 1917 and encodes 410 amino acids. The transcript has 4 exons.